AUGGGGCUGGCCGGCAGAGCAGUGGGGACGCUGGGGGUCUCCGGGGGCCCGCUGCCCUCCCUCUGGAGGAUGGCGCUGCUGCUUCUCUCCAUCCGGGAGCUGCACGCACAAAGCGCAGUGGAAACUAAACCCAUGUACAUCUGGCAGACAGGUCCGUGGGGCCGUUGCAUGGGCAGUGAGUGUGGCCCCGGCGGCAGCCAGAGCCGGGCGGUAUGGUGUGCCCACUCCGAAGGCUGGACCACCCUGCACACCAACUGCGACCAGGCAGAGCGGCCCGACAACCAGCAGAGCUGCUUCCGAGUGUGCGACUGGCACAAAGACCAGUACGACUGGCAGCUCGGGGCCUGGAACCAGUGUGUCUCGGUGGCGAUGCGCAGCGCGGGGGUCCAGCGCCCCGCCGUGUGCACCCGGGGGGAACAGGGCAUCCAGACCCGCGAGGUGGGCUGCGUCCAGAAAGCGGAAGGCGAGCCAGCAGAAGACGCAAUCUGCGAAUACUUUGAGCCAAAGCCACGCCUGGAGCAGGCCUGUCUCAUCCCCUGUCCCCGGGACUGCGUGGUAUCCGAGUUCAGCCUCUGGACUCACUGCUCUAGAACCUGCGGGAUGGGCUUACAGAACCGGAUCCGCUUUGUUCUGGCUCCGCCACUGUUUGGAGGGGCGUUCUGUCCAAACUUGACUGAGUUUCAGACGUGCCAGCCAGGACUGUGUGAGGGAAAGGAGAGCCUUCACAGCCUCAGGGUGGGGCCAUGGGGGCCCUGCUUGGUCCCAAUGCCAAGGAAAGCCAGACAAGCUGACAAACCGCCGAGAGGUAAGAAGAAAGAGAAAAUGAGGGAGAAGGUCCGGGAGAGGUUAAGGGAGAGGGGUAAGGUGAAGGACCCCGAGACCAGAGAACUCAUCAAGAAGAAGAGGAACAAAAACCGUCAGAACCGGCCCGGUGGAAAGUUCUGGGACCUGCAGGUCGGCUACCAGACCAGAGAAGUGACCUGUGUUCAUAAGAGUGGACACGUGGAAGCGCUCGGCUUGUGCUCUCAGGAGUCGUUGCUGGUCACCUUCCAGGCCUGCGUCAUGACCAAAGACUGCGACGUGACUGAUUGGUCUGAAUGGUCGACUUGCUCCAAGGAGUGCUACGACCCCAACGGGCCCAAGGGGGAGCGCAUCCGCACCAAGAAAGUAAGCCAGUUUCCGAUCAAUGGCGGAGCCGAUUGUCCAGAGCUGGAGGAGAAGGAGCCCUGCAGCCCCCAGGGGGACGGAGUGCCGCCCUGCAUCGUCCAGGAGGGCCAGCUCUCCGACAGCGUGGUCAUCGUCUACGUAUUCGUGUCGUUGCGACCGAUGAACAACGACCUGUGUCUGAGCAUCUCCCCGAACACCACCCAGCUGUGCCACAUCAGCUGCCCCGUGGAGUGCGAGGUGUCCUCUUGGAGCGCCUGGGGACCCUGCACCUUCGAGAACUGCCAGGACCAGGCAGCCAAGAAAGGCUUCAAACUGAGGAAGAGGAGGAUCGCCAACGAGCCGACGGGCGGCACGGGCAACUGCCCCCACCUGGUGGAGGCCAUCCCCUGCGAGGAGCCCGUGUGCUUCGAUUGGCUGCUGGCCGCGCUGGAGGAGUGCGUCCCCGACAACGAGCGGCCGUGCGGACCCGGGACCCAGAACCCCCGGGUGCAGUGCGUCGACAGUGACGGUGAAUAUGUGGAGCGGCAGCUGUGCCGUGACGCCAUCCUGCCAAUGCCGGUCAUCUGUGAAGUGCCUUGCCCAAAGGACUGUGCCCUAAGCCCCUGGACCCCUUGGUCUCUGUGCUCCCACACCUGCUCCGGAAAGAACACGGAGGGCCUUCAGACCCGAGCUCGCUCCAUCCUCGCCUACAACGCUGGAGAAGGUGGCCUCCAUUGUCCCAACAACAGUGCUCUGCAGGAGGUGAGGAACUGCAACGACCACCCCUGCACGGUGUACCACUGGCAGACCGGCCUGUGGGGCCAGUGCAUCGAGGACUCUUCCAUCCCAGCCACCAACGCGUCCGCGGGCCGAACGCGCGGCGACGCCGCCUCCUGCUCGGUGGGGAUGCAGACCCGCAAGGUCAUCUGUGUCCGGGUCAACGUGGGCCAGGUUCCCCCCAAGAAGUGUCCGGAGAGCUUCCGCCCAGACACCGUCAGGCCCUGCCUGCUGCCCUGCAAGAGGGACUGUGUGGUCACCCCGUACAGCGAAUGGAGCCCCUGCCCAUCCACGUGUCACGCAGGUGGAAACACCAAGAAGAAGCAGUCCAGGAAACGUGUCAUGAUCCAGAUACCAGCCAACGGGGGACAGGACUGUCCCGAAGUCCUGAACCAGGAGAGAGAGUGUGACGCUCCAUCUGUCUGUCAAGGAUGCAGAUGGAAAAUCCACAAGUGGCGGAGAUGCCAGCUGAUUCCGUGGUCCGUACGCCAAGACAGUCCCGGAGCUCAGGAGACCUGCGGGCCCGGACUGCAGGUUCGAGCCGUUUCGUGUCGGAAGCAGGACGGCGGGCAGGCGGACAUUGAGGCCUGUCUUAAGUUGGCCAGCUCUAUGCCGCUCCUCACUCAGCACUGCCAGCUGCCCUGCCAGGACGACUGUCAACUCAGCAGCUGGUCCAAGUUCUCCUCCUGCACGGCCGACUGCGUGGGCGUCAGGACACGCAAGAGGAUGCUCGUCGGGAAGAGCAAAAAGCAUGACCAGUGUAAAAACACCCAGGUGUACCCCCAGAGCGAGACCCAGUAUUGCCCGUGUAACAAAUACAACUCCCAGCCCGUGGGCAACUGGUCGGACUGCGUCCUGCCCGAGGGGGGCCGUGUGGAGAGUCAGCUGGGCAUGAAGGUCCAAGGUGACAUCAAGGAGUGUGGCCAAGGAUACCGGUACCAGGCCAUGGUGUGCUACGACCAGGACAACCGCAUCGUGGAGACCUCUCGCUGCAACAGCCACGGGUACAUCGAGGAGGCUUGCAUCAUCCCGUGUCCGUCUGACUGCAAACUGAGCGAGUGGUCCAACUGGUCGCGCUGCAGCAAGUCCUGCGGCAGCGGGGUCAAAGUUCGCUCAAAGUGGCUCAGGGAGAAGCCCUACAAUGGGGGAAGGCCGUGCCCCAAACUGGACCACGUCAACCAGGCUCAAGUGUAUGAGGUGGUGCCGUGCCUCAGUGACUGUGGGCAGUACGUCUGGGUGGCAGAGCCCUGGAGUGUGUGGAAGGUCAGCAACGUGGACCUGAAGGACAACUGUGGGGAAGGUGUUCAGACCAGGAAAGUCAGAUGUAUGCUGAACACUAUCGACGGGCCCUCGGAGCAGGCGGAGGACUACCUGUGUGACCCGGAGGAGAUGCCUCUGGGGGCGCGCAACAGCCAGCUGCCCUGCCCGGAGGACUGUGUGCUGUCCGACUGGGCAGCCUGGGUCCCGUGUCCACUGCCAUGCAGUGGCAACAGCACUCGAGAGAGGAGCGCUGACCCGCUGCGCCAGCCGGGGGAGGAGAAGCAAUGCCCUCCGACUCAAGAGACGGAGCUCUGCAGACUCAACAGCAACUGCUUCCACUACUCCUACAACAUCACCGAUUGGAGUACCUGUCAGCUCAGCGAGAGAGCCGUGUGUGGCAACGGCAUCAAGACGCGCAUGCUGGACUGCGUGCGCAGCGAUGGCAAAUCUGUAGACCUGAAGUUCUGCCGGGAGCUGGGCCUGGAGAGGAAAUGGCAGAUGAACUCUUCCUGUGUCGUGGAAUGUCCCAUCAACUGCCAGCUGUCUGAUUGGUCGCCGUGGUCCGAGUGCACGUCGACCUGUGGGCUGGCCGGUAAGUGUCUGCGGAGGGGGCGCGCCGCGGUCCAGGCCCCCCGGGGUGACGGGCGGCCCUGCGCGGCCCAGCUGGAGCAGUGGAAGCCCUGCCUGGUGAAGCCCUGCUACAGCUGGAGCUACAGCGCCUGGUCCCAGUGCAAGUCGGAGGGCGCGAGGUGUGGAGAAGGCCUGCGCUUCAGGAACGUGUCGUGCUUCGUGUCCGACGGCUCCGGGCAGCAGGGGAGCAGCCUGGUGGACGACGAGCUGUGUGGAGACCUGGAGCCCUCGGUGGACGGAGACCCCCACGUCGUCCUGCAGGAGGCCUGCACGGUGCCCUGUCCAGGGGAGUGCUACCUGACGGACUGGACGGUUUGGAGCCCGUGCCAGCUGAGCUGCGUCCGCGGGGACGACCUGGGCUUCGGCUCGGUCCAGGUCCGAUCCCGAGCCGUGGUGGCCCAGGACCCGGAGAACCUCCUGCAGUGUCCGGAGCAGGAGCUGGAGGCCCGGCCGUGCACAGAGGGCCAGUGUUUUGAAUACAAGUGGCAGACGGGACCGUGGAGGGCCUCAUCUCGCCAAGUCUGGUGUCAGCGCUCCGAUGGACUCAACGUCACCGGUGGAUGCCCAGUGACGGCUGAGCCGAUGGCUGACCGGUCAUGUGACCCGCCCUGCACCAAGCCUCGCUCCCUGUGCACUGAGACGGGGGUGUGUGGCUGUGAGGAGGGCUACACCGAGGUGGUGAUGUCUGACGGCCUCCUGGACCAGUGCACGGUGAUCCCGGUGCUGGAGAUCCCCACCGGAGGGGACAACCGGGCCGACGUCAAGACCAUCCGGGCCUUCAACCCCGCUCAGCCCGAGGCCAGCUCGCCGGGCCGGGCCGGACGCACCUGGUUCCUGCAGCCCUUCAGCCCAGAUGGGAAGCUGAAGACCUGGGUGUACGGAGUAGCAGCAGGAGCCUUCGUCCUGCUUGUCUUCAUCGUCUCCAUGACCUACUUAGCAUGCAAAAAGCCAAAGAAGCCCCAGCGACGGCAGAUGAACAACAGACUGAAGCCGCUGACUCUGGCCUACGACGGAGACGCCGACAUGUAGAAGUCUUCCUGCCGACCAGAGACACCUACAGACAUUCGUCCUACCGCAGGACACGCAGGGUUGCUAUGGAAACCCCUUGAUGUCAGGGCUGCCGCUGGACACUGUUCAUCUUUCAUGUACGUGGACAACCCGGGAUAGACGAUUCUGACGGAAAGAGAAACCUCAAAGUUUAAGAACCAGAAUCCAUGUCCGUUAGAAAAGUCUCGAUGUUGCCGCCCCCUCUUUUUUGUUUUUUUUCUAAUUUCCAUUUUGAUACUUUGUUUCACAAGAGCCUUCGUGAAUUCUUUAUCUUCUUCUGGAAGUUUGCCUUUGCUUCUCUGCCAUCCACUACUGACUGCCGGUAGCAUCCGAUUCAUCGAAAAGGGGCGUCCCCAAAGAUUUUGCUCGGAAAAAAGCACAAAUCUUCAUUUUUUAUUGAUUUGAGUGGAAUCAUCUCUUCUUCGUCUCAUCUGGCCUGGGUCCAUCUCGCAAGAAAAGAAGACCCUGAUGAUUCCCCGUGCCACCAUCACUUCUGCCUGCCUCGUCCCUUCUCUGUUUUCAGGCAUAAUUUUGCACUAUAUUAGUGCAGCAUGCUAUGUACUUAUGUCUAGCUUCGCCAUAGGAAACUGCCUCUCUCAACAAGAUGGUGUACGGUCUUGUGCUAGAAAUGUAAAAAUUUAGACUCUUUUUGCAAACGGAACUCACCGAUGUUUGUUAAUACUUUUCUUCUAUUACCUCUUGCGUGUGAUACGAUGAGACUCGAUGUAAAUAGAAUUUUUCUCUCGGGUCUCAAUUUUACCUUUCUAGUAUGUACAUUACAAACUCUGCCUGAGUUCAUUUAUUAUCUGACAAUUUU
This is a messenger RNA of Pseudoliparis swirei, 5677 nucleotides long. RefSeq names its product thrombospondin, type I, domain containing 7Aa (gene thsd7aa). Gene Ontology annotation, biological process: actin cytoskeleton organization. The transcript has 29 exons. Bases 1 to 4842 code for a protein of 1613 amino acids. Lineage: Eukaryota; Metazoa; Chordata; Actinopteri; Perciformes; Liparidae. Gene Ontology annotation, cellular component: plasma membrane. The record is from RefSeq and is a predicted model, not a curated record.